This is a messenger RNA of Hypanus sabinus (Atlantic stingray), 2575 nucleotides long. RefSeq names its product mirror-image polydactyly 1 (gene mipol1). The record is from RefSeq and is a predicted model, not a curated record. NCBI's taxonomy places the organism in Eukaryota, Metazoa, Chordata, Chondrichthyes, Myliobatiformes, Dasyatidae. Bases 242 to 1906 code for a protein of 554 amino acids. The transcript has 13 exons.
GGAAGCUCUGCUUGGGUCCGCCUCGAGCUGCUGCGGUUGAGUCGCACGCCGGUAGCUAAAGUGGGCUUGGGGUCUGGGUGGGUGGACCGACUCCAUUCUCCUACAACUUCGGAGAGUCUUGCAGCCAUUAAGUUUCACUUUUAAAACUUCGAGUCUCCAAAAAGAAGAAAGAAUCGAAUCCAGAGAAUCAAAAAAAGACUUGGGAAUAAAAACAGGUACGGCUGGAAAGAGUUCAGAAGAUAUGGAAGAAAACGCAAGAUCGCAAAUACAGACAGAAGAUUACAAGCAUGGAUCUCAGAAUAUUAAUGAACGAUGGAUGCAGGAAAAUGCUGAAGAAACCUUUUAUAAUCAGGGUAUCAAGAAUCUGAAAACCACCCAUUAUGAAAAAGAUCAGGCUAAACAUCUGGCUUCUCAAGUUGUGGACAGCAAGGAUGAACCACUGCAAUCCUGUCAAAAAAUAAUAAAUGACUCUACCAAGUUCAAGAAUUAUACAAAUGACAGCUCAAAUUUACUACAGGUAAAUGAACAUGCCCGUUCUUCUGAAAAAUCUGAGGUGCCACCUUCUCUUCCAAACUAUUCACAACAAUUUAUUCCUGUUGAUUCCAGUGACUUGAAAGAUCAGCAAAACUAUGACUUUUCUCAAACUUGUAGCUCUUCCAUGAAAGGUAAUGAAUGUAAUGCAUCCAGGCAUGUAACAGACACCUUGAGCCCUUUGCAAAAAUGUAGCACAGUAACAGUCAUACCUGUUUUCUCUGCACCGAAUUGUCAACAAACAAAUUCUAAAAUGAAGUUGGAUAUUCAAAGUGAAAUGGAUAACAACAACAUAAGGAGGGCUGAAAGUGGAGGUACCAUUGCAUUGCAUGACCCUUUCACUCCAGGUCAAGUUAACAAGCACUCAGAAGAUAACAGGAGAAUCGGUUUCCUAUUGAAGGAACUGAAUGCAGUGAAAGAAUCUAAUAAAAAGCUUCAAGAUCAAUUGUCAGAAAAUGAAGAAGAAAUGGAAGUAUUAAAACUGAAUCUGGAAUUGCAAGAUAAAGCAGUAGAAGCUAGAGUGGCAGAAAAGGCUGCAGUUUUAAUUGAAGAAAUAUAUGGUGCACAAAGUGAACGGGAUGCAGCUGUUAUGUCCAGACUCCGUCUAGCCAAUGAGGAAAGAGAUGAAGCACUUUUGAAAAGUAAACAACUGGAACAGGCCUUUGAGGGGUUGGAAAAUAUUAACCCUGAAGAAAAUGACAUGACAUUGCAGGAAUUACUGAACCGAAUCAACAAUGCUGAUUCAAGAUGUGCAGUUGACAAGAAUGGAGAUUUAAUUGUAGAUAAAAUUCACAAAGCCAGGGAGCGGAAGAAAAGAAUAACUGCUGAAGAAAUGAAUGCAGUUAUUGAGGAAAGGGAUGCAGCCUUAUCAAGAUGUAAAUGGUUGGAGGAGGAGCUUCAUCUUUUGAAAGAGCAGAACCAGUCAUUGGCUAAUAACACAAGACAGCUGAAUACUGAAAACAAUCAAGAAUGUGCUUUGAAGGCCCAACUAAUAUCAAUGCAGAAAGAAAGAGAUAUUGCAUUUCAGCAAUGUAAGAAACAAGAUGAAGAAAUUCAGACACUUAGGCUUUAUUACAGCUUACACAAGUCACUAUCUCAAGAGGCUACACUCACAGAUCAAUUAAACCUUACCCUAGGCACUUAUGACAAUGCUUUACGUGUGAGUAAAGACAUCAUAUCAACCACACACCACCGAAAUGAAGAUCUUGCAAGCCAGUUACAAUUAGCCAUGACUGAACACACAGACAUGGAAAUGAAACUACAACAAGCAUUGGGAGAGAAAAAUGAAUUAAUUGAAAAAGUUCAGAAGUUGGAACGCCUGGUAGAUGUCCUGAGAAAGAAGGUUGGGACAGGGAACGUCAGGACAGUGACCUGAUUGAAUUAGUAGUCACAUCUGGUGACCAGGCUGUUCUAUUCAUCACUAUACAAAUAAAAAGGCCUGGUCUUAGCAAAGAGUUGCUGUAAUUAGCACAUUGACAUAGCAAUACAAAAAAUAAAUAAAAUGUGUAUUUUUAAAGUGUGGAAACUUGGAAGCAUUCCAUAUUAAUGAUGUUUGUAGACAUGCAAAAGAAGCUUUCAGAUUUGCCAAUUUAACAGUAAUUUUUAGAAUGCUUGUCUAUAAAUGCAUCACAUUUUAAUGCAUAUUUCAUUAAAUGGUAUUCAGAAUUAUUAAGUUCUUUGUAAAAAAAAAUGCUUCCUUAAAUCCAGUAUAAAUCCAUAAUGUUGAUCACCUUUAAUAGCUGAAAACGGGACAAUAGCCAAGAUACAUAUUUUUACACAUCUGAACCAAAAUUAGGACAUUGCAGAUUGAAUCGAUUUUUUUGCUCUUUGAUGUUUAAUUUUGUUUUAACAUAAUGUGCAUGAAUCAGUACCUUGGUCUUUUCUUCUAAUAUUUAAACUUUUUAGUAGUUUAGUUAUGGUGUAAUAGUAGCUUAUUCAGAACUGUAAUGUCAAUUCUUUGUCCUUGUCUCACGAUUUUAAUUUGCUCAGAACUUAAAUCUAAUCCGCUAUAGCACUGAAAUAAAGAACAAUGUGAAUUUGCUAA